This is a messenger RNA of Penicillium atrosanguineum, 2016 nucleotides long. Its product is annotated as Zn(II)2Cys6 transcription factor. The coding region runs from base 1 to 2016 and encodes 671 amino acids. Gene Ontology annotation, cellular component: nucleus. The record is from RefSeq and is a predicted model, not a curated record. NCBI's taxonomy places the organism in Eukaryota, Fungi, Ascomycota, Eurotiomycetes, Eurotiales, Aspergillaceae. The transcript is spliced from 3 exons. Gene Ontology annotation, molecular function: zinc ion binding; transcription cis-regulatory region binding; DNA-binding transcription factor activity, RNA polymerase II-specific. Gene Ontology annotation, biological process: positive regulation of transcription by RNA polymerase II.
AUGAACCUCACAACUCGCUCACAGUUGAAGUCGCAAUCGCAGACCGCGAGCCCAAAGCCGACGAUCCCAAGAAGCCAGAAAGCUUCGCCACGACCGUCAAGUGCAAACCGCAAAAAGUCCUCCGAGAUAGCGGAGAAUAAAGCCAAAAGGGUCCGCACGGGUUGUUUGACCUGUCGCGAAAGGCACUUGAAGUGCGAUGAGGCUUUGGGAAGAUGCCUGAACUGUAGAAAGUCAGAUCGAAUCUGCAGACGUGGUGUGCGCUUGAAUUUUAUCGAUAUUCAAACUGUUGCGCCUCCCCAUAUCAUUGACCGAGUUCAUGGUGCGAAAGUAACAUUCCGUGAUGACUCGCGAAUCAUCGCGUCCGAGUAUGUUGGAGGCUUUGAAAGAUAUCCACCAGUUCAACCCGAGAGUCCGGUCCAGGAAAGGAGACACUUGCAGCAAGAAGUUUUUCAAUCUUUGGGACCUGAUCAACUAGCGAGCCUCUUUCAAUCAGUCGCUCACUCGUUUGACCCGAAUACGUUUGACUUUUCACACUCCGCAGCAGCGGAUUUUCUACUUGGACCUGAUGCUUGGCAUGAACCUCAUCUUAUGCCCGGCGAUGAGCUACUCCCUCAUGGGACAUCGGACUUUGCACGGAAAUUGGCCACGAAGCAGUACAGCUCUUCCACGUUGACCGACCCCGAGCAGGUCCACCUCUUGCAGGUCUAUGUUGAAGAGGUUGGGCCUUGGAUUGAUUCAAUGGAUCCAAUGAGACAUUUCACACAAAUUUUGCCAUUCCACGCCAUUGACGAGCCCAUGUUACUCAAGGCCUUUUUAGCAUGUGGCGCUCGGCAACUCUUCCUCUCUAAUUCUUCCUAUGGGGAAGAGAAAGCCUCCCAUUACUACGAGGCAGCCACUCAAGAUUUAAUGGGCGCCAUUCAAGAUCCAAAUCGUGAUUCGGUUCUUUGUGCAGCAGCUUCACUUGCCUUGAGCGUUUUUGAGGCACUGUCUCCACAGCAUGCCCCCCAGACAAACCACAUUGUGGGAUCAAGAGCAUUGGUUCAUGAGUGUGGGUGGACGUCCAAGACCCCUGGGAUCGGCGGAGCAUGUUUCUGGAUCAGUGUAGGCAUGGAGCUGUUGAGUUGUCUACACCAUGGAUGGACCCUAUCAUGGAAUCCAGAUAUCUGGGGAGUCGAUAUGGAUUUAGACCAUAUACACCCUUUUGGCAGAGGAGAAGAUUUGUGGUUCCACCGCAUCCUUUACAUCUGUGCGAAGAUCGCAAAUUUUCGAGUCAGCAUACAACACCUGUCUGCUUCGAACAAUUUACAGGCAAACACCUCUCAAUUCCACGAUUUAGUACAAGAAUGGAAUCACUACAGUGCUUGGUGUGAUCGAUGGGACAAAUCCGUUCCACGAUCAAUGAAGCCUCUUGGCUAUGUACAACCCUGGCAAAGUGGCUCUCAGUCCUAUUUUCCAAAAAUAUGGUUACCCAAGCGCACGGCAACCCUCUCUGAGCUUUUCUACCAUACGGCUCGUAUAUUGCUAGCUAAAACUCAUCCUAUGAAGUCCGAUCUUCAAAUGGAAAUGAAGGAGAUUCAAAAAGUCCAUGCUCACGACAUAUGCGGCCUUCUUGCAAACACCAAGGAUCGCAGCAUUCCAAGCGUAUCAAUACGCUGUUUCGCAAUUGCAGCAGAAUGCCUGGAGACCCGAGAAACCCAGGAAGAGGCUCUUCGCAUUCUUGAUACCAUCUCCACUGACAGAGCGUGGUUCGCUGAGCCCAUAAAGGCGGAGCUGAAACAAAGCUGGGCGUGGCCUGCCCCCCAUCCAGAGACCAUGAACCCAACCCAGAUGCACAAUCAGUCUUACACCCUCGACCCAGCUUUGUCGAUCACGAAUGCAUUUGAAUUCCCCGCGGGCGUCUCAAACCCUCUUUCUAAUACAGGCGAUUUUUCAAUGGAGAAUCACCCCUACCAAGAGUACUAUGUUGCCCCUCGCCAUGAGAUCGACCAUUAUAAUUACGAUUCUUAUCUGAUUUGA